CGUAUGUAUAGCUUAGUGCCUCGCAACCCUUCUGUCAUUUGCCGAUAAAUCGGUCAUUUAAUUUACGCUUACCCGACGGUUACCUUAUCUUUAAUCUUAUCUUGACCAAGCUGCUUGACAUCAUCUUAUCCACCCCACAUGGCGACAGCGGCAAGGACAGUGGACAUCAACGAAGAUGUCAUAAAGGCUCUCAGAAACUUUCGCUUCCAGCGUAGGAGUCAGGGAAACGCAGCAAUCGUCAUCAAGAUCAACAAGGCUACUCUUGUGAUGGUUGUAGACGAGGAGUAUGAUAAUAUUUCAAUCGAAGGCCUUGCCGAGGAGCUGCCCCAAAAUUCUCCUAGAUAUGUCGUGUUGUCAUAUGAACUCAAACACCGAGAUGGCAGGACAUCGUUCCCACUCGUGCUUAUCAACUGGGCUCCAUCGUCAUCCGAGACGACCAUGAUGACCUUGCAUGCCAGUGCUCUCCUUGACUUCCAAAGAGUCGCGGAAGCAAACAAGACUAUUGAAGUUCGAGAUGUAGAAGAUGGACUCACUAAGGAAAUUGUCGACAAUAAACUUCUCUCAUAA
Molecule: messenger RNA, 567 nt
Organism: Suillus paluster
Lineage: Eukaryota; Fungi; Basidiomycota; Agaricomycetes; Boletales; Suillaceae
Exons: 4
Coding region: 139-567 (142 amino acids)
Biological process (GO): actin filament debranching; negative regulation of Arp2/3 complex-mediated actin nucleation
Cellular component (GO): actin cortical patch
Molecular function (GO): actin binding; Arp2/3 complex binding
Source: RefSeq, a predicted model, not a curated record